Molecule: messenger RNA, 2220 nt
Organism: Aethina tumida (small hive beetle)
Lineage: Eukaryota; Metazoa; Arthropoda; Insecta; Coleoptera; Nitidulidae
Exons: 6
Coding region: 81-2069 (662 amino acids)
Biological process (GO): triglyceride biosynthetic process
Cellular component (GO): plasma membrane
Molecular function (GO): long-chain-alcohol O-fatty-acyltransferase activity; diacylglycerol O-acyltransferase activity
Source: RefSeq, a predicted model, not a curated record
UAAUACUUAUUAAUAAACAUUUACGAAACGAACCUAAGACAAUUGGGCAACGAAAAAUGUGCAACUGAAAUUUAUCCAAAAUGUUUGAGUUUCUUUUAACUUUGACUCUUUUUAAUUGUACUUUGUGUUUGUUGCCGCUUUUAGUAAUAAGUUUUCUAGUAUUGAGAUUUAGCAGAUCGAUAUGGUUGUCAUGCAUUUCAUUCCUGCAUCCAGAGGUCGAAUUUGUAAAGUACGUUACUGUAAGAACUCUUCUCGAUACCCACCGAAACCAGGGUAUAAUCAGUGUGUUACUUUGCGUCAGAGGCCCCUCUCAACCUGAAGCAGUAAGACGACAUUUACAGGAAGUUGUGAAAAGAAGAGACAAAAACGGUAAUCUCGCUUUCCCAAGACUCAGACAUUGCCUCGUCACAAGAUGUGGUAACUACGCUUGGGCAAAAGGAAAAUUCGACUUGGAUCAAAAUCUUACAGUUGCACCUUUCACUUACAAAGGAAGAACUGUAACAGAAUACAAUAUACAAGAGUACGUAAGUGAGAUAGUGUCAAAAUAUUUACCAUCAGGAAUACCUCCUUGGCAAAUCAUCAUAAUACCAUCUUCUGAAGAUAAUCAUUACAUUUUGUUUAAAGUGCACCAUGUUCUUUUAAGCGAAGGCUUGAACAUUGGUGACUUACUCCCUCUUAUCCCACCCACAAGACAAUCCACAGGACACUUUUCUUCCAAAAGUCCUUUGGUGGAAGUGAUCAAAAAACCAACAGUAAUUCCAGAGUUAAAAGAACGAUUAUCCGAAGAAUUGUCAAACAGUUGGAAUGAAUUCGUUUCCAAUUACGAUCCUUUGGAACGACCAGAACUUCUCAAAAACACUCCGACGGUUUACCAGUUUUUGUGUAUAACUGUAAUAACAUUCGUAUCAAUGGUCAAGGAAUGUCGAAAAGGAUUUAGAGUUAUCAAAGAUGACUUAUACUCAAGGACGAAGUAUAUACUUAAAACAGCCAACAAAGAAACCCAAAAGAGACAAGUUACAAUUUUUAACUUCUUGUUGUCAAUUUUAUCAUCAAUGGAUCCAAGAAAUGUAAUCAAUAACAUAUUAACAACUAUUUGGUACACUUGCUUUUAUUUGCCAGUGAGAAUUCCAAUAGUUAUAUAUGCAGAAAUUCUCGCCCUAUACACUUGUCUAACAUUAGAAUACUGUCCAUAUCCGUACACGUUCGUCGGGUUUCUCUACACCUAUAUUCCUCUAUUCUACAACUCCUUGAAGGAAAUCUUCUACAUCGUUUCAAUUUUAUUCUCCGCGCCGAAAACUGUCAUUCAAGACAUACUAAUGCAAAAAGAGUCAUUCCAAACAAUCACACUAUGUGGAAGGAAAUCGGUCGCCUGGUCCGACCCGGUAAAAAUCGACUACAUCAGAUCAAUUUCAAAAUCCACCGGAGUGUCUGAAACUGAAAUAAUGCUCUCGGCCAUUUCUACAUCGAUUUCUAAAUACAUGACUCAAACUAAUCACGUGGUGCCUGAUGAAUUGCCGGUUACAAUCAGAAACAUCAACUCCAAUUAUGUAUUCGCAACCGGACCCAAUGUCAGGCCCGAAGACGCGAUGAGUGGCAUUCUCUGUUUGAACUUGCCCAUUUUAGAUCAGGAAAAAGACACCACUCAACUGGAAAACCUGAUUGAAGUCAGGAACAAUUUCCAAAACUCUCUGGAGAAACAAGGACUGUCGCAUUUGCUUACGGUACUCCAGACCAAGUUCGGAGUGCUGACUAAAUUUCUUCCAUCGUUUGCCGUCAGCAUUUAUAUCAAAUAUUUAUCCAGAAAGUAUGCUAUAACUGUUACGGAAUUGACUAGCAGAUAUCCGAAUGUUACGCAGAGAACUCUUUGGGGGCAAGAAGUCAGCAGUGUUAUUUAUUGGAGGCCACCACAAGGAAACACCAGUAUAUCUUUGUGUAUAAACGAAUACGCUGAUCAUGUAAAAUUGGGAGUGAUGUGCGAUGCGCAACUUUCACCACAACAUGCACUUCUAUCUAGGAACUUCCCGGAUUACAUUCAGGAUAUUGCCAGAGCUUCGAAUGUAAAUAAUUAAAUAUUGUAUUUGUUAGUGAUUCCAGUAACAAACUAUUUAUUUACCUAACGACUGAUGAAAGGCUAGAAAUUGUUAAAAAUAUAGUUUAUAAGUUUAUUGUUAUUGCAAGUCAAUCUUGGAUCGUGAAUUGUUAAUAAAUAUAUUGUUCUCA